Molecule: messenger RNA, 4846 nt
Organism: Manihot esculenta (cassava)
Lineage: Eukaryota; Viridiplantae; Streptophyta; Magnoliopsida; Malpighiales; Euphorbiaceae
Product: clustered mitochondria protein
Exons: 29
Coding region: 296-4561 (1421 amino acids)
Biological process (GO): organelle organization
Cellular component (GO): cytoplasm
Molecular function (GO): protein binding
Source: RefSeq, a predicted model, not a curated record
AUAAUUUGACCAUUUUUUCUCGCCUCUCUCUCUUUCAUUUUGCGCCGCACCUUAUUAACCCUUCACUCUGCUCUCUGCUGCACGGCCGCACGUCCCAUCUCCACCUAAGGCUCAACAUCGUCCUACUCCAUUUUGUUCUCGCCUCUCUUCAUUUUCCGCCUCAUCAUCAAUCGUCGCCGGCGUUGGUGAUUCUUCCAGCCCAGCACCAUCGUCUUUGAUUCUAGGCAGUCCAGUCAUGCUGCUUCAUCUUUGAUUCUUUGCCCUUUAGUUUGGAGUUUUUUUAUCAGGAAGUGAAAUGGCUGGGAAAUCUAAUAAAGGAAGGAACCGGAGGGGUUCAAAUAACUCAGUAAAUUCCUCAGAGUCGGUGGUGUCUUCCACUGCUCCUGUGAAAGAUGACCUAACAGCUGCAGAAUCUGGCAAAGCUGAUGCUAAUGGAGCACCAGCUGUGAGUGAACCAAUUAAUGCCAUGCAAGAUGGAAAGGAGUCUGAAACAGCAAAUUCAGUGAAUGGAACUAAGCAAGGUGAGCUUCAUCUGUAUCCAGUCUCUGUCAAAACACAGAGUGGUGAGAAGCUUGAGCUGCAAUUGAAUCCUGGAGAUUCUGUCAUGGAUAUAAGACAAUUCCUUCUUGAUGCUCCUGAGACAUGUUUCUUCACUUGCUAUGACUUGCUUCUGCGCACAAAAGAUGGUUCAACUCACCAGCUUGAAGAUUAUAAUGAAAUUUCUGAAGUAGCUGACAUUACUACUGGGGGUUGUUCCUUGGAGAUGGUUGCUGCCCCUUAUGAUGAUAGAUCAAUCAGGGCUCAUGUCCACCGCACGAGAGAAUUAUUGUCACUUUCCACACUUCAUGCUUCACUUUCAACAUCACUUGCAUUAGAGUACGAAAACAAGGCUUCAAGUUCAGAUAUGGUGAAAGCCGAGGUCCCUGAGCUUGACGGGCUGGGAUUUAUGGAGGAUGUUGCUGGCUCACUUGGUAAGUUGCUAUCAGCUUCAUCAAAAGAGAUCAAAUGUGUGGAGAGUAUUGUGUUCUCAUCAUUCAAUCCUCCUCCAAGCUAUAGAAGGCUUGUCGGAGAUCUACUAUAUUUGGAUGUAGUGACAUUGGAAGGUAAUAAGUUCUGUAUUACUGGAACCACAAAAGCAUUUUAUGUCAAUUCAAGCACAGGCAAUGUCCUUGACCCAAGGCCUAGUAAAGCUAAUUCUGAAGCUACAACCCUUAUCGGGCUCCUGCAAAAAAUCAGCUCCAAGUUCAAAAAAACCUUUCGUGAAAUUUUGGAGCGGAAGGCCUCUGCACAUCCUUUUGAAAAUGUUCAAUCUCUUCUGCCGCCGAAUUCAUGGCUAGGAUUAUAUCCAAUUCCUGAUCACAGACGUGAUGCAGCUAGAGCAGAGGAUGCACUGACGCUUUCAUAUGGCAGUGAGUUGAUUGGCAUGCAGCGAGAUUGGAAUGAGGAGUUGCAAUCCUGUCGAGAGUUUCCCCAUACAACACCUCAGGAAAGGAUCUUGCGGGAUAGGGCUCUCUACAAAGUCACUUCUGAUUUUGUUGAUGCAGCAAUUAAUGGUGCUAUUGGAGUCAUCAGCCGAUGUAUCCCCCCCAUAAAUCCAACAGAUCCAGAGUGCUUUCAUAUGUAUGUCCACAACAACAUAUUCUUCAGUUUUGCUGUGGAUGCGGACCUUGAGCAGCUAUCUAAGAAACGUUCUGCAGAUAUUAAUUCGAAAGCAGAUAACACUACCACUGCUCAAAAUUCAUCAGAAAAGGUCUCAAAUGAUUCGACACAUGAGAACAGUGGUGUUUCUAAUGGGGCAUGUGAUGGAUCAACUACAGUAGAAGGUAAUGGUGUUGUGGAAUCAACUCCUCUAUUGUCCUCUGAGACCCAGUUGGCUGAGAGUGAGCAGGCCACAUAUGCCUCUGCGAACAAUGAUCUGAAAGGCACCAAGGCCUACCAGGAAGCUGAUGUCCCUGGAUUGUAUAACCUUGCCAUGGCCAUAAUUGAUUACAGGGGUCAUAGAGUGGUGGCACAGAGUGUUUUACCUGGCAUUCUUCAAGGGGAUAAGUCGGAUUCCCUUCUGUAUGGUUCUGUUGACAAUGGCAAGAAAAUAUGCUGGAAUGAGGAAUUUCAUUCCAAGGUGCUGGAAGCUGCCAAGCGCCUCCAUCUAAAGGAGCAUGAAGUUGUAGAUGGAUCUGGAAAUAUUUUCAAAUUAGCUGCACCAGUAGAAUGUAAAGGCAUUGUUGGUAGUGAUGACAGGCAUUAUCUUCUGGAUUUGAUGAGAGUAACACCUCGUGAUGCAAACUACAAGGGACCAGGAUCCCGAUUUUGUAUUUUGAGACCAGAACUGAUUGCUGCCUUUUGCCAGUCUGAAUCUGUAAAGAGAUCAAAAAGUAAGCCUAAAGCUGAGGAUGAGGCUCAUGCAACUGCAGAGUCUUCUGAGGUUGCUGGUGCUGAUGAACAGGAGAAGCCAGAGGCAGACAUUCCUCCAUCUUCUGCUGACAGUCAAGAGAUAACCCACAAAGGGAGGGUUGAGACUGUUGAAGAAUGUGCUUCUGGAAGCUGUGAAUCACAUGAUGAAAUACUACUUAACCCUAAUGUUUUUACUGAGUUUAAGCUUGCUGGGAAUCCAGAGGAGAUAGCAAAGGAUGAAGAAAAUGUCAGGAAAGCUAGUUCUUAUCUUGCAGAUACUGUGCUUCCAAAAUUCAUCCAAGAUCUUUGCACACUUGAAGUGUCACCUAUGGAUGGGCAGACUCUUACUGAAGCACUACAUGCCCACGGAAUUAAUAUGCGCUAUAUUGGAAGGAUUGCUGAAGGGACGAAACAUUUACCUCAUCUGUGGGAUCUUUGUUCUAAUGAGAUCGUAGUCAGAUCUGCUAAGCACAUCCUCAAGGAUGUACUGAGGGAUACAGAAGAUCAAGAUCUUGGUUCAGCUAUCUCACAUUUUUUCAACUGCUUCUUUGGAAAUUGUCAAGCUGUAGGAGUAAAAGCUGCUUCUAACAGUUCACAGCCAAGAUCACAAAAGAAAGACCAAGCUGGCAAUCAAUCUUCUGGAAAAUCAUCUAAGGGCCAAACAAGGUGGAAAGGAGCAUCUGCAAGAAAAAAUCAAUCUUCACAUAUGAAUGUCAGCUCAGAGACUGUAUGGUCUGACAUCAAGGAAUUUGCAAAACUCAAAUAUCAGUUUGAGUUGCCAGAGGAUGCAAGGUCGUGGGUGAAGAAAGUUUCAGUUAUUCGUAAUCUUUGCCAAAAGGUGGGAGUUACGGUUGCAGCUUGCAAAUAUGAUCUUAAUGCUGCAGCACCGUUCCAAACAUCAGAUAUCUUAGAUCUGCAACCAGUUGUGAAGCACUCUGUUCCAGUAUGUUCGGAAGCUAAGGAUCUUGUGGAAACAGGAAAAGUUCAAUUAGCUGAGGGUAUGCUUAGUGAAGCCUAUACAUUAUUCUCGGAGGCAUUUUCCAUUCUUCAACAGGUGACUGGUCCGAUGCAUCGGGAAGUUGCCAACUGUUGUAGGUACCUUGCCAUGGUUUUGUACCAUGCUGGAGAUAUGGGUGGAGCAAUAAUACAACAGCACAAGGAAUUAAUCAUAAAUGAACGCUGCCUGGGCUUAGACCAUCCUGAUACUGCUCACAGCUAUGGCAAUAUGGCUCUUUUCUACCAUGGACUCAAUCAGACAGAACUUGCGCUGCGGCACAUGUCCCGUGCACUGCUUUUACUGAGUUUGUCAUCUGGCCCAGAUCAUCCUGAUGUAGCUGCAACAUUUAUAAAUGUUGCAAUGAUGUACCAGGACAUUGGAAAGAUGAACACAGCUCUUCGGUAUCUGCAAGAGGCCUUGAAAAAGAAUGAGAGACUUCUAGGAGAGGAACAUAUCCAAACUGCUGUAUGCUAUCAUGCUCUUGCCAUUGCAUUUAACUGUAUGGGUGCAUUCAAGCUCUCCCACCAGCAUGAAAAGAAGACCUAUGAUAUACUUGUCAAGCAACUUGGUGAGGAGGACUCAAGGACGCGGGACUCCCAAAACUGGAUGAAGACAUUUAAAAUGCGUGAACUUCAGAUGAAUGCACAAAAGCAGAAGGGCCAGGCUCUGAAUGCAACUUCUGCUCAGAAAGCAAUUGAUAUCUUGAAGGCACAUCCUGACUUGAUACAGGCAUUCCAAGCUGCUGCUGCAGCUGGAGGAUCUGGGAGUUCUAGUGCUUCAGUCAACAAAUCUCUAAAUGCAGCAAUAAUUGGGGAGACCCUUCCUAGGGGCAGAGGCGUAGAUGAAAGGGCUGCUCGUGCAGCAGCAGAAGUUAGGAAGAAAGCAGCAGCUAGAGGCCUUUUGAUUCGCCCACAUGGUGUCCCUGUCCAAGCUUUGCCACCACUUACUCAGCUCCUCAACAUCAUUAAUUCAGGGAUGACCCCUGAUGCGGUCGACAACGAGGAAGCAAAUGGCGUGAAGAAGGAAGUGAACGAUCAACCUCCUGAUGGAUCAGUAGAUGCGAAUAAAGAUGAAAUACCAGCACAAGAAGAUCCAGCUCCAGUCGGAUUGGGCAAGGGCUUAGCAUCAUUGGAUACCAAGAAACAGAAAACAAAACAAAAACCUGCGGCUUAAAAUUUUGAUGCAGAGGUUUGAUGGGAUGGUGUUUUUGCAAGAGAGUUGCAGUUUCCUCGUAAGAAAGCAGCUACUACUGUUGAAGAGUAGACAUCAUUUGUAUUCAAUUUUUCCCCCCAAUAAUCUGGCUCUUAAAUGCAAGGAGCAUCCAUGGCUAGCUUGAACUACAGAGAUUUUAUAUAUUACAUUCUUAUUAGGUAGAGAAUACAGAAUGACACAAAACUAUUCUAUUUUUGCUCCUUUUUGUUAAUUUCCCUAUGAAAGUUAGGCAAGUGUUAUUUUUCA